Amyelois transitella is the source of this 1456-nucleotide messenger RNA. RefSeq lists its product as uncharacterized. The transcript is spliced from 12 exons. Lineage: Eukaryota; Metazoa; Arthropoda; Insecta; Lepidoptera; Pyralidae. Bases 254 to 1450 code for a protein of 398 amino acids. The record is from RefSeq and is a predicted model, not a curated record.
AAAAAAAACACCAAAUCGAACGCUUCAGAUGAUUAUUUUAAAUAGGAAAAUGUUUUUUUCGAUGUAAAAAUAUAUUAUCUAUCUAUAAGGCGACACAGAAACACGGGAAACGUCACUUAACUAAACAGGUCAAAUUGUGACGUCAAAUGUCAGGUCAUAGACAUUCUCAAGUUUAUAAAUCGGUAUCCAUAGCGACCAUUUUGACAACGAAAAACUGUUUCUAUUGCUGCAUCGUUGGUGAAGAACACACAAAAUGCCAGAGCUGGUCGAGCAGAUGUACUGCUCUCAGCAGAUAGUAAUCCCACCAAAGUUUCCUUACAUCCUGAAGAGGUAUUGUAAAGCCGCUAUCAAGACCCAACCUUACGACUUACUCAGAUGGUCGUAUGAGUAUUUCAAAGCCCUCGCCCAACGGAAGGAGCCACCGGUGAAGCUGAGGCUGGAGUACCCCGUGUACAGCACCGAAGGUGGACUCACCAGGGGCUGUCUGAAGGUUCUGGCACACCAGUUGUCAGGCAUGAAAGACGUUCCCCUGCCGUCUCUGAAGGGCGCCUGGCAGGGGUUCUGCCUGGACCAGAACGAGCUGAAGCGCGUCCUCUGUCUGUGCGAGGUGUACAUGAGGGAAGAUACUGUGCCGUUUCUGCAUUUCAUAGCGGUUGCUGGCGGUUUAUUGACUAAGACCCUCACCCACACCAUGAUCCUGCUAUGCGAGACGUUGACCAAAGAGCCUGAUGGUGGCUCGGCAGCAAUACCGACUGAGGACUUCAUCAGGAUGUACCAGUUCCUCGCCAGGAUGGACGCUUCGAAGAACGUCAAGUACAUCAAUGGAUUCAGAGAGGGGGAAGAACCACAGCCGUCUAUUGAAGAAGAAGAAGAGGAGGAAUUGGAACAGCCAGAGACGUUGGAGGAGGAACAGCUGCGCAACAUGAGUUCUGCCAAGUUGAAGGACCGCCCGGCGGAGACCUCCAAAGAUGGAAUGGUGGCAGGGAGACAAAUGUCGACCACCAGCGGUGAAUUCAUCGUUGCACACAUCGAACAGGAGAUCAUGGACUAUAUCAACGAGCAGAUCGCUAUACUGCCUGACCCGGAUUUGAAGAAGAAAAAGGCCAAACCGGAGGAAGUACAAAUGAUCCGUGACAUGUUGGAGACGUUUUUGGACGAAAAUAUGGACAUCAUUGUGCCUGAAGUAGAAGAGGUAGAGGAAGAGGAGCAACCGAUACCAGAUAUAAUUCAAGUGUACGCCGUUCCCGGUAUCGGACCUACCGUUGACGAGGAAAUCAUUGUGGACUUCAUCAACUACAUCAUGGACGUCAGCAAGGUGCAAGCUGAUGUGUGUAUGCCGAGGAACAUCAGGCACUUCAUGUGUCCACCUUUGGAGAAAUAUUCAGAGCACAAAUAUGAAGAAGGAAAAUCUAAGGAGGAAGUAGCAACAGGAGGUAAAAUUACAGAUUAAUUUAAU